Striga hermonthica is the source of this 747-nucleotide messenger RNA. NCBI's taxonomy places the organism in Eukaryota, Viridiplantae, Streptophyta, Magnoliopsida, Lamiales, Orobanchaceae. The record is from the annotation of a GenBank genome assembly.
AUGGAGAAGCUUGGGCAGCAUGUCCGGAAUCAAGAUGCCACUAUACUACAUCUGCAAAAACAUACCCAACAGGGAUGUUUAGGUGAUCCUGUCUAUGCAUCUAAAGAUGGUUAUUGUGCUGAUGUGGCAAAUAUGAAACGAAUGAAUGAGCAUGCUGACAAUGUGGAGGAUGAUGAUCUGCAGCUAGAUUACGAAAACCUUAGUCAUGUACAGAAGAGGCAGAAACUUAUGAUGCAGAGAAAAAUAGAUGAUCUUAGCUCAAAGAAACAGAUGGAGCAAGAUUAUUAUGUGGAGAAUGAGGAUCUGCCAGCACAUUACAAAGAUAGUUGUAGUAACGAUAAGGUUAUCUCCAAGGAAACUUAUGCUACUCCCUCAAAUUUUGAAGCAUCUCAGUACCAAAUGAACAAGAUCUCAAAAAGGCCUAGUGCAUCAGUACCUAAGAAUCAUCGUGGCACAACAAGUUUGUCAACUGGCAAUACAAUGAAGGUUGGCACCAAAGUAUACUUACAAAGAUGGAAAAAUCGAAAUAAGAAUGUUGCAAUGGGUAAACUAGUGAGUUGUGAUCCAAAACAGAAACUUGAUGGUGUUCAGCUAGGCAAAGAAUUUUGGAUGGUUUCUGUUAGUUUUGUAAUGGUAGAAGAUGAACCAUUGAUACGACCAUACAAAAACUACAAGGUUCUUAGAGAUGUAGAAGGAGGAGUCCAUGUUGCAUGGCCUUCAACUCUUAUCGAGAAGAUAGAUAUAUGA